UCAAGGUUUUGUGUAAAUAAUGUGAACAGAACAAUCGGUAAUCGAGUAGCGUGUAAUCAGUUGGUGUACUGCGUGGAGUAACGCCGGUUGUCAGCUGUAUUGUGCUCAAAUAGCAAACCUGUAAUGUUUACGAGUAUGUAAGUUUUUUAAAGUGAACUCUAGUGAAGAGUAUAAGAUGACACGAUCUAGCUACCGUCCACUUGUUCCCCGCUCUUCUAACAACUCUUUGGAGACAAGAGAAACAGAAUGUUUCUCGAGCUUCAAUGACCUGCAACCAGCAGAAGCUAACCAUCAAGAAAUGCCACCGAAGUCGACAUAUAGGACGACGUCGCCGCCUGGCGAGCCACUGGUAGUAGGCGGCAAGCCGCGUUGCCCGCCUGCGCUAUCGCGGCUACGCGUCGAGCGCGUCGAAGGCGGCCUGGCAGUGGCCGGCGUGGUCGUCGCCGCCAACUGUCAGAUCAUCCUGCCCAUCUUCGGCUUUCUCUUCAUGCUUGUCGGAUGCGUACUCACCGCUGCGUCGUACCGCGGCUGUGGUGAGAACGAGGAGCCUGACCACUAUGCAGCGCGUAUUGCAUUCACCGGAAACUCGCGCGUACUUGGCCCCGUCUGUAUCGUAGCCGGUGCACUCAUGACCAUCGCAGGUAUAGUACUGUGCAUGUUGAUGCGCGCUGCACAGCGCCGGCAGCGCCGCCUGGCGUUCCACUGCCCAAUACACGGAGACUUCUACCCGCUCAGCCCGCAGAACAGUAGGAAGUACUCUCGUAGCCCCCGAGGGCUGUGGCUGCGCGUGCGCACGUGGCUGGGGCUGGCGCCAGAGUGCGGGCCGGCGCGCUGCCCGCGGUCAGCAGAGCCCGCCUCACCCGCGCGCGCCGACGCCCCCUGCCCGCCACCCUUGCCCUUCCUGGUGCCGUCCGAUUCUGUAGUAGGGAUGGCAUCGGUGCUUGGAGCCCCGCUCAGCCCCGAGCAGACGUUCGGUUCCAUCAAGUCGCUGGCAAUAUCGCGUGAGGUCGCUAGCUUUCCACUAUCACGCUCGCCCACUCCGCCACCGUUAAGCUGCCCGCCGUUUAAAGACGAAACGAAGAAUUUUGAGAGCAUACCGAACGCGGUGAUGCCGAGAUCUGACCUCGAGAGCGGCGCCCAAGCCUUCAGCUACCGCGUCGUCGAGUGCAAGAUGACCACUGCGGAGGAGGUGCAGCGCGCCCCAAACAGCGCUCGCAGUGCCUCCGCAGCCCCCGCAGCCUUCACAGUCCCCACAGCCCCCGGCAACACCGCACACAACGACAGGCAGAGACCCAACACAGUGGCCGUCAUACCUCACGACGGCAAGGGUUAACACUAAACAAAACCAUAGACUAUUUGUUCAAAGUGUCAAUACUGAGGUUGGAGCGCUGUACAAACAAUCGGAAUGUGGUGCAUUAUGAAACAAUUUAUUAUUGUGUUCCUUUUGUACAAAAAAAAUGUGCUACAAAUGGUGAAUACCGCGCAUUUAUGUAUAUUGUUUGGUGAACGGACGAUCGGUAUUCGGUUCAUCUCGGUUCACUUCAUCUCCAUAUUUUAUUCUCUAUUCUGCUCAAAUGAUCACAUUCGUCUUCCGCUGCGCUCAUCUAUUUGACUACUUCCCAGAUUAAAAAAAAAUUAGAAUCCAUUUUUAAAAAUAAAUA
This is a messenger RNA of Papilio machaon (common yellow swallowtail), 1661 nucleotides long. RefSeq lists its product as uncharacterized. Bases 176 to 1333 code for a protein of 385 amino acids. The record is from RefSeq and is a predicted model, not a curated record. Lineage: Eukaryota; Metazoa; Arthropoda; Insecta; Lepidoptera; Papilionidae. The transcript has 8 exons.